This is a messenger RNA of Adineta ricciae, 1500 nucleotides long. Lineage: Eukaryota; Metazoa; Rotifera; Eurotatoria; Adinetida; Adinetidae. The record is from the annotation of a GenBank genome assembly.
AUGCCAUCGUCUCGUGCAAAUCAGAUUCGCGGUCUAAUAAGUCGUCGGCCAGAUGUUCAUAUUGAACGUCUGCCAUUGUAUUCAUGUUUGUAUCACCUACGACCCUAUUGCUCAAUAUCAACAGCAAGAGCAAUUAACGAAAUAUGUCUUCGACGUUUAUUGAAAUCCAAUUAUUCAUGCCGGUUCCAAGAAUCUGACCAUAUCUCAGCACAUCAACUAUUAUCAAACAAAUCGACGUUUAUUCUUGGUCGUUAUAUGUUAACAUUACAAUUGAAUGCUCUGCGUCUUUAUAUCAUUGAUACAUCUCGUCUAGUUCUUCUCGGAGAAGAUAUAUGUACAGUUAAAAUCGUUUUCAUUGGAAUGUGUACGUAUAGUCAUUUUGAAAAACGCAAUUUUGCCAAACAAGACGGAUUUAUCUUGAUGACAGCUGAUCAACGUUUAUUUCUGUAUGAUUAUAAACUCAAAUCAUGUAUGCCAACAUCUGGCAUAUGUUUCCAAUGUGAAUUUCCCGUGAAAUUUCUUGAAAAAUCAUUCGACUAUCAUGAACAAAAUCAUAUGAUAUCCAUCCACACCAAGCACAAACAACGCUCACAUUUGUUCAUUAUAUUGCGAAUGUGGCCGCGCUGGCUAAGUUAUGUCUUCUUAGUUGAACCACACGUCUUCGGUGCUGAUCUCAAACAAGCGACAAUUACACACGAACUAUUGAUCGUACAAAGUCAACGAAAUAGUUGCAAUCUCUACUCCUUGAAUGCUAUCCUUGAUAAAUAUACAAUCAAAUCACAUUUCUUAUUUGAUCAUCCAAAUGAACUUCUACCAAUCAAUGUCGAUAUCAAUUCUUGUCCACCAUGUUUGUUCACAUUCAACUGUGAACGUCCACUGUUUGAAUACGCUUUUUGCAGUACACAGCACUUUCUUACACGCAUCAAUGAAGAUUAUUUUGUUUUACAUAUCAAUCAUGACUCGACACCUGUUUCCAAUGGGCAUCUGAAGCGUUCUUGGACGGAUAAUUUAUCACCGAACAGUCAAGUCUACUUUAUUGACACGAGUCACCAUCAAGAUUGCAUUAUUGAUAUUCGAGAAUCAUCUGUAAAUGUUUGGCAAUUAACACAUGGUGAAAUCACGACAGUUAAUCUUCUAUACGCAAUUGAUGAUGGAAUGAGAAAUUUAGGAUCAUCAAACGAUCGACAUAUGACACGCUAUGGUCGGCCAACGACACCACAGAAAUUCAUUGAUUUAUCAUCGAGUGUUUUAACUGAUCAUUAUUUUGAUAAUUAUAACAAUAUUUUAACAUUACUUUUCGAGUCUGAAUCAUCUGAAACAGCAAUCAUACGUCUCAUCGAACAUCCGACGGGUCAAUCUCGACAGGAUAUUAAAUUCAAAAAGCACAACAAACAAAAUCAACUAAGGAUUAUGCAUGAACACGACAAAUUAAUCGUUCAGGAACUGAGUUCACAAACAGUCACACUUCGAAUAUUUACUUUACAGCGUUCGAUAUGCUAA